AACACGACCUUAUAUAUUUUCCGCCUAAAUAUUCACCCAAAUAAUAAACAAAUCUUUUGAAAUUCCUCUCCUCCCUAUUCUGCGUUUUCAAUCGCCAUGGGAAGAAGGAAAUGCAGAAUCCGAAAACAGUGGGUUCAAAAGAAAGCGCCGGCGCCAGCUGCUUCACCGUCGCCCCCUCCGCCGCCGCCGUGGAUCGAACUUCCCGGAGAUGUAACGGCCAACAUUCUGCAGAGGUUGGGCGCUGAGGCGAUGCUGAGGAGCGCGCAGCAAGUGUGUAGAACCUGGUGGAAAGUUUGCAAGGAUCCCGCCAUGUGGCGAGUGAUCGAUUUGUGCAACAUUGAUGAUAUGAAUAUGUUCGAGGACUACAAUGCCAUGUGCCGCCGCGCCGUGGAUCGGAGCCAGGGGCAAUUGGUCGACCUCACCAUUGACUUCUUCGGCGACGGGGAACUGAUAAUCUAUGUCGCCGAUCGAUCACGAAAUCUCAAACGUCUUAAACUCGUAUCUUGCGAUGAGAUGUCUGCAGAUCCUUUAAUUCAGGCGGUUGAAAAACUUGAACAGUUGGAAGAAUUGCACCUUAUUAUGUUUCCAUGGAUAGAAGCUCACCACAUUGAAGCUAUUGGCCAUUCUUGCCCAAAGUUGAAGUCAUUCUCAUAUAACGAACGUGGUUCAAAGAUCCGGCUUAUGCCAGAUUCAGAAGAAGAUGAUUAUUACAGUGAAGGAUUUGAUCGGAAUACUUAUGCUAGAGCAAUCGGGAAAUGCAUGCCUAAUUUGCAUCAUCUUCAACUUUUUGCACAUGAGGAGAUGCAAAACGAAGGACUUGAAGCCAUCCUUGAUGGCUGUCCACGCCUCGAAUCACUUGACAUCCGGCAAUGCUAUGGUCUCGAUCUUGGAGGGGAUUUAGGGAAAAGAUGCCGUGAGCAGAUAAAAGAUCUGAGGCUCCCUAAUGACUCGGUUAGUGAUGUACCAUGGCUUGUUGGGGAACCAUCUGAAUUGGAUUUUGAACGUUACAGCGACUGCUAUGAUGAUAAUAGCUAUUAUGGUGAUUUUGAAUAUGAGUAUUACGACGACUACUUUUCUCCUCUUGGCUAUGGAUCCUUCAACGAUGACUUUUCUCCUCGUGGCUACGGAUUCUUCAACGAUGAUGGACCUGGGAUUUUCGACUACGACUUCUUCUGAGCUAGGAACAAGAUCAUAGCAUAGCAGAGGGUAAAGCUUUCUUAAUUUCGUUUGUUAGAUUUAUGGCUUAAGAUACAUGGCCAAAUAAUACUCCUCACCAAUUUUUCUUGUAGGUCUUUGUGUUGCUAGUUGAUUUCAAGUGGUUAUGGCAGCAUUUUGGGACUUUGAUUCUAUCUCUAGUGAGAUAUCAAUGGUAGUAGCAAUAUGCCUCUUAUGACUCUGCCCUCAGUUUGCAUGUUUUAGUAGCUGAUCUAACUCUAUGCAUAAGAAUAUUUAAUUGUUAUGUUCUUCACCAUUUAUAUAUGAUUUAAAUUUUGAUGAUU
This is a messenger RNA of Salvia miltiorrhiza (redroot sage), 1499 nucleotides long. RefSeq names its product putative F-box/LRR-repeat protein 23. Gene Ontology annotation, molecular function: protein binding. The coding region runs from base 97 to 1176 and encodes 359 amino acids. NCBI's taxonomy places the organism in Eukaryota, Viridiplantae, Streptophyta, Magnoliopsida, Lamiales, Lamiaceae. The transcript has 2 exons. The record is from RefSeq and is a predicted model, not a curated record.